Molecule: messenger RNA, 558 nt
Organism: Triticum turgidum subsp. durum (durum wheat)
Lineage: Eukaryota; Viridiplantae; Streptophyta; Magnoliopsida; Poales; Poaceae
Source: the annotation of a GenBank genome assembly
AUGGAAAAACAUCUUGUAAAGUAUUUAACCAGAAAAUCGAUUAUGCUCCUGCGGAAGUAUCUACUCAUAACGGAAUUUCAGAUGUCAAAGUGUGGAUCUCAUAUAGUCAAAAUAAGAAGGGACGUGCUAUAUCUGAAACGUACGAAAUAUAGUAAAUAUUUUAAAUGCAGAUGUAGUAGGGGUCGCGAACCGGAUGGUACACAACUUGGUUUUGGAAGAUAUGGCACCAAAAGGUGUAGAGAUGGUCGUCUUUCAUAUCGAGCCAUUGAAGCAGCGCAUCGGGCUACAAUCGGACAAUUCCAUCGUGCUAUGAGCGGACAAUUCCGAAGAAAUUGUAAGAUAUGGGUAAGAGUUCUCGCAGAUCUUCCUAUUACGGGGAAACCUACAGAAGUUCGAAUGGGAAGAGGAAAAGGAAAUCUGACGGGAUGGAUUGCUCGUGUGUCCACGGGACAAAUCCCAUUUGAAAUGGAUGGUGUGAGUUUGUCAAAUGCUCGACAAGCCGCUAGAUUAGCGGCGCAUAAACCAUGUUGGUCAACCAAGUUUGUUCAGUGGUCGUAA